Molecule: messenger RNA, 1248 nt
Organism: Penicillium nucicola
Lineage: Eukaryota; Fungi; Ascomycota; Eurotiomycetes; Eurotiales; Aspergillaceae
Product: DMT family transporter
Exons: 6
Coding region: 1-1248 (415 amino acids)
Biological process (GO): regulation of peptide transport
Cellular component (GO): membrane
Source: RefSeq, a predicted model, not a curated record
AUGGCGCCUGUCACCUCAGAUGGCCCUGGUGCACGGGUAUUCGGGAUACCGCGGCGGACACUGGGAAUAAUCCUGCUGUUGGUAGUCGUUGUCCUGUGGACAACGUCGAAUUUCCUCGGAAGCACGAUUUUCGCCGAUAGAACAUAUCCGAAACCAUUCUUCGUGACUUAUACAAAUACCUCUAUGUUCAUGCUGCCCCUCUUUAUAAUCCUCAUCCGACGGACAUGGGGUCUCUGGCGGCAAGGCAGACUUUCGCAGAUUACCUCGUUCAAGAGCUUGCUGCGACACUUGGACUCGCAUGACCCCAAGGCUGAGGAGGAGAGUAUACUGCGUGGCGACUCGGACGAGGAAGGUGCGCAGCUGAGACGUCCUAGUCACGAUGCUUCGAAUGCCAAGUUAGGAUUAAAGGCUACGGCUAAAUUGAGCGUUCAAUUUUGUAUGCUUUGGUUUGUUGCGAACUACUUUGCUAUGGCGUGUCUUCAGUUCACGACCGUAGGCAGCACAACUAUCUUGACUUCUACAAGUGGUGUUUGGACUCUGAUUUUCGGUGCUGUGAUUGGUGUUGAGAAAUUCACUGCUCGCAAAUUCUUGGGUGUCAUUGCUUCAUUGAUCGGCAUUAUCCUGAUUUCGCGCGUAGACCUCACCAAGGACGACGCAGGCGCAGCCACAGACGGCAGUGAGGGUUCAUUCCCACACAAAUCAUCUGGAGAAAUUGCCCUGGGUGACGCCAUGGCUGCUUUCAGUGCCAUCAUGUAUGGCCUUUACACCAUCGUGAUGAAGAAGCAAGUUGGUGACGAGUCCAAGGUAGACAUGUCACUAUUCUUCGGACUAGUAGGAUUCUUCAACGUUGUCCUUCUUUGGCCUGGUUUCUUCAUUUUCCACUGGACUGGAAUGGAGCCUUUUGCCUUCCCAGAGACGAGCCGAGUCUGGACGAUUAUUCUGUCCAAUUCCCUUGCGUCUUUCAUCUCGGACAUUUUCUGGGCAUAUGCCAUGCUUCUGACCACACCGCUCAUCGUGACUGUCGGUCUCAGUCUGACCAUCCCGCUUUCUUUGGUUGGACAGAUCGUCCUACAGGGACAAUAUGCCGGUGCGCUAUACUGGGUCGGAGCGGCUAUAGUUUUCCUGUCAUUUUUGGUUGUCAAUCAUGAGAGCAAGACGCAGGAUGAUCUUGCUAAUUCCACUGGAGCAGGCGGGCCCUCUUCCGGUGAAUACAACAGCAUCCCUGUCGAGGAAGAGGAGAUGCGUUAA